This is a messenger RNA of Cygnus atratus (black swan), 4017 nucleotides long. Its product is annotated as butyrophilin subfamily 1 member A1-like. The record is from RefSeq and is a predicted model, not a curated record. Gene Ontology annotation, molecular function: protein binding. The transcript is spliced from 10 exons. Lineage: Eukaryota; Metazoa; Chordata; Aves; Anseriformes; Anatidae. Bases 1444 to 2796 code for a protein of 450 amino acids.
GACCUGCCAGGGGUGACAAGGGACGGGGGAAGCAAAACACACAGAGGCACAAGCCAUACUCACAAACUGUAAUGGAAAUGAUAACAUAAAAUAAAUCCAUUCAUGCUGAUCGGCAGAAUGAGAACAGCUAUUCCCAGGACUUUGUUGAAACAGGAUGGCAAAGAAAAGGGGGAGGCAAUAAACAAAGCAUUCAGAGACAUAGCCUGGCAGAUGCGAUAGCAGCAAUAAUUAAAGCAGCUUUGUAAUUCACAAUAACUGUGGGGCUAGCAAGAAAUUGCAGGCACCGCUUCUAAGAAGGGCCAGCCUGGCCUUUGCAACUCAUAAAGACGCAAACGUGGGAGGUUGCAGACCCUGGGGGGGUUCAGAGGAAGCAUGUGAAGGGUGGAGGACUUUUUCUUUUUUUUUAUCCAGCCCUGAAUAAGAGCUGGGAGCAUGCAGGAUGGCAAGGAGAAACCCGGACUGAGUGCCCGUGGGGCUGGGGCCACGUUUUUCACAUUGUUUCUAGGCAUGUGAAAAGCUGCCUGGAGAAAGGGGAGGUGGGAUGCAAAGCCCAGCACCCAUUGUCCCCCACUCCCCUAUUUAACAGUAGAGCAAUUGAGGCAAUGCAUGCCCUGAAAACAUCUCCCCCCAUAACCCAAAUCUGGGCAAGCCCGUAAGGAGCCAGACCUCUUCCCUCACCAAGCAUGCAGCCUGAGCCAGCCAUUGAUCUGUAGAUGGUGUCCCCAGGACACCCCCAGCACACCAGAGAUGAGCGCAGGGCACUGGGCUCAGGAGGGCUCAGAGCAGCCUCUGCCAGCAGCACAGGGGACUCUUAUCACCAACCCGCAGCUGGCCAAAGGGAGGGGAGAUAUGGCAAUUCCUGUGAUGUGGUAACUGCGUCUCCACAAACAGGACAGGGGCUCUGCAGGAGCACCGGGAGGGAACUCCUGAAGGCAGAAGAGCAAAACGAGUGUUAGAUGAGGUCACAUAACCACUGGCAGCUCCAGCUGCAGGCUGCAGGGAGCAGACUGUGCCAGAUGCCCAGCGGUGCUCUCCCGGCCAUCCAGCUCCUCCGGGGUUCGACCCGCUCACUCGAACGAGGUGGAAACACUGCAAGUCCAGUCCAGCCAAGAUCUGCUGAGGUCAAGGGAGUGGAGAGCAGACUGAAGAUGUUCAGACCCAUCUGAAACCUACCUUCCCACAGGAAUGCUGGUGUCCAGUAUGGAGAUAGAAGAGAUGGAGACCCUGGCCAAUGAGCGGAUGUGACCCUGGACCCAAACACUGCCAACCCCUUCCUCAUCCUGGCUGAUGAUGGGCGAGACGUGAGGCGCGGGGACAUGUGGACGUUGCUGCCCGACAACCCCGAGCGGUUUGACACGGAGCCUUCACUGUAACCCAGAAGAAGCCCAGCUGUCCUGAGCAAGAUUUUCCUCCGUCGGUCACCCAGGUCAUACGUUUGCAGAGAUGCAUUUUCUUUCGUUUUUCCAUUACUUUGUUAUGUGCGUCACGAUGCUCCUCAUUCACAAGCCAGCGGCAGAUGGGUUUGCAGUGCCAGCAUCCAGUCACCCUGUCCUUGCUGCUGUGGGGGGGGCUGCUGUGCUGCCCUGCUGCCUUGACCUGGGAGCAAGCACUCGGCCCUCAGAGGUGAGCUGGCUCAGGAUGCCGCACUCGUCACUUGUGCAUCACUACUGCGAGCAGAAGGGCCAGGACCGGGAGCAGACUCCAGAGUACCAAGGCAGGACAGAACUGCUGAUGCACCGCAUCCGCCAGGGCUGCAUGGAUUUGAGACUUUCUGCUGUCCAACCCUCUGAUGAGGGGCAGUACGCCUGCUUGGUUCGUAGUGGCAUCAGCUACAAAGAAGCUCGGCUGGAACUGAAGGUGACAGCCAUGGGGUCUGCUCCUCAUAUCUCCAUGGAGAAUAUCCAAGGAGGCAUCAGAAUUGUGUGUCGAUCAUCUGGUUGGUACCCAUUGCCCCAGGUCCUGUGGAGAGAUUCCAGCCAUCAGCACAUACCUUCAGAGACUGAAAACCGAUCCCGGGACGCAAGGGGCCUUUUUGAAGCACAGAGUACCCUCCUUGUCAUGGGAAGUACUUCAAAGGACUUGUCCUGUGUGGUGAGGAAUACGUACCUCAACGAAGAAAAGGAAACUGCUUUUCAAAUGUCAGACUUUUUACAAGGAGCCUAUCCAGGCGUGGUUGUUCCAGGUGUGAUCCUGACAGUGUUUGGUGUCAUUGGCUUCAUUGCUUAUCUGUUGAAGAUCGAAGGGUGGAGGAGAUUUGCAGACAAACUAGGAAAAGCAAACAUGACUCUGGAUCCAGACACAGCUCACCCCUGGCUGCUCCUCUCAAAGGAUGGUAAAGGCGUGAGAUGGGGAGCAGAGUGGCAAAAGCGGCCUGAAGUUCCUGAGAGGUUUGAUACAUGGUGUUGUGUGCUGGGCUACGAGGGCUUCACUUCUGGGCAGCACACCUGGGAGGUCACCGUGGACAGUGCAAAGAGCUGGGGCGUGGGACUUGCCAGGGCCUCUCUGCAGAGGAAGGGACGGAUCCCACUCAGCCCCCAGGAGGGGCUCUGGGCUGUGGUGAAGCUGGACAAAGUUUUUCGGGCUCUGACGUCCCCUGAAUGCACCCCACUGCCACUGACCUGCAUCCCAAGAAGGAUGCACAUUUCUCUGGAUUAUGAAAAGGGUCAAGUAGCCUUUUCAAAUGCUGAUACGGAUGUCCCCAUCUUCACUUUCCUGCCAGCCUUGUUCAAGGGAGAGAGAAUCCACCUUUGGCUCUGGGUAUGGGAUAAAAAAUCCUGGCUUAGGUUGUCUCCCUGAAGCACGGCCCUUAGAGAACCUGUAUUAGUUUAGCCUUGCCUCUACAUUUCUGAAGACUUCCUACUGAAUUAAUUUGUGAACUGGAGGGUCAAUGUUUUAGGAUGGCUUUGUCAAACAGCAGGCUAACAGGCGAGCAGGGGUUGAAAGGUGACGGGCAACUUAGAGAAAGGGUUUCCCUCUUGGGAGGGCAGUAGUCCAUGCUGAGCCUUGCUUGCAGUUCUAUGCGUUGUGUGACAGCUGGGUGGUCCCAAAGCAAUUCCUACUGGCUGGAGCUUGCUUUUUGGAGGUGCACAGACUAUGUGUUUCUGUGAAUGGAAAGAGACGAUGGGAAAGCUUGAGCUUCAUUCACAGCUGUCCACCUACAUGACAUUUUAGGCCAGGCUCUUGUCUUUUGGCACAGAACAGCAAGAUUACGAUUUAUGGUCUGUCCCUUCCAAGGCUCAGAUGGCUCUCAGGUGUUCCUUUCCAUACUUCCAGCUAGGUGUAUGGUGCAAUGCAAGAGUGACAUCUUGACUCCUGAGUGAAGAGUGCUGAACUAAAACUCCAGGCAGCCCCAGAGAGACCAGAACUCGGAGUUCCAUGACCACCACUCAGCAACUUUGCCUUGGUUUUGCAGCUUGUUGGAAAUAUCCUGUGCCAGAAUAACCAGCAACCUCAGGACGUGGUGGCUCCACACAUCCCUUUUUUCCAGCAGUUUAGCUGUUGUCUGAGGUCAACCCACCACAGUCCUUUUUGGCACCACUCAACAUGGAGCUUGAAGAAGUCUUAUGAGAAGCAAAGUUGGGUUUUUGCAAUAGAAGGUGUUUUUGCAGUGGAAAAUUCCACUAACCUUGCAUACUCAAAAAUGAUUGUGCGGCAUAGCAGUGGGGAGUAUGUUAAGCAGAUAAGGGGAAGGUCCCACUGUCCCAAAAUAAGGAGGAUAGCUAAGGAAAACAGGAUGAGCAGUACAAAGUCAGUAAAUACAAAAAUCAUGGACCCUCUAGUCACAAGAGAAGAAGGAAAAAAAAAAGGAAAAGGAGAAAUUAACAGUUGGUCAAAUCAAAUUGUACAUAUACAGUAUAGAAGUGUGUCAAGUAGGUUGUGAACGUGUGGUACUCAGCCAAUGAGGAAACAGAGGAGAAAUCAGGUGUCGGGGAAUAGGGAAUAUAAGGUUAUGAUAAAAUUUUACUGUGUGGUCCUGCUUGCAGGACUCCUGCCAUUGCAAUCGUGAAUAAAAUGGCU